This is a messenger RNA of Bactrocera dorsalis (oriental fruit fly), 944 nucleotides long. RefSeq lists its product as uncharacterized. The coding region runs from base 141 to 776 and encodes 211 amino acids. The transcript has 2 exons. The record is from RefSeq and is a predicted model, not a curated record. NCBI's taxonomy places the organism in Eukaryota, Metazoa, Arthropoda, Insecta, Diptera, Tephritidae.
CUUCAACACUGGUAUUUGACAACAUCGAAAACUUGUUGCAUUGGAGAGCUAAAUGGUAUAAAGAUCGCGACGCGAACGAAAACUAAUCAUAAUCAACUCGACACUCUUUCAAAACUGUACUUACUGCUGCAAGCCUGAAGAUGCGUACAUUUGUGGUUUUGUGCUUUGUUGCCGUCGCUUCGGCUCAAUACAGCUACCCCCAACAAGGCGCUGUCGAUCUCUCUGCUCCUAUUGGUGCCGCUCAACUCUCCCAACCCAUUCAACCUGUGAAUGAGUACAACAAGGAGUUCUAUAGCUACUCGGCACCUGAACAUGAAUUCGACGAUGCUGGCGAUGCAGGUCAACUUGCCAACUCGCUGAAGAAGAACUUGCGUGUUGUCUUCAUUAAGGGACCCGAAAACACCGGACUUGAGAAUGCUGCUUUGCAAUUGGCUAAAUCUGCUGGUGAUGAACGCACCGCCAUCUAUGUCCUCAGCAAACAGGCUGAUAUCGGCGAUUUGGCCAACAAAUUGAACUCGAUCAACCACCAAAACCAGAAACCCGAAGUGCACUUCGUCAAAUACCGCACCCCAGCUGAUGCUGAGAAUGCACAACGCGCCAUUCAGUCACAAUACGACUCAUUGCCCGGUCCAUCCACCAGCAACAAUGGCGGUGCUGCACCAGUUCUGAACUUUGCAUCACAAGCGCCAGUUGCUCCAGCCCCAGCCCCAGUGGCACCAGCCAACUCGUACAUUCCACCACAAGCGUCGUAUUUGCCACCCGGCAGAAGAGUCUAAGCUUUGAUACGCUCGAUUUGAUUGUUGAUUAAUUUUAAAGAAUUCUUUGUUACUUAGAUUAUUUUUAGCUCUUAAUAUAAGAUCACAGCAGCAUCACAAAAUACUAGAAAAAUUUCCUGUUCAAUAUAGCAAAUAAAAACAUAAAGAAACUGAAUUAUAAAAUGUAAA